UAGAUUAUGUGUACAGUCAGUGAUAAUGUUGUUGACGACCGCUUGAAAUAGUAGCAUUUGGUUUCCUGCCGGACACAAACUAUUUUUAGAAAAUGAAGUGUCAGUCAAACAUAUGCUGUGGUAGGACUUCUCUAGAAAGUUCUAGUGCAGACAGUGUAUGCAUAGCUCAUGAGUGAAUCAGACAGCGCUGAGGGUAGAGUUGACGAUGGUAGAGUAACACGAUCAAGAUCACGUAGGAUCCCGUACGUGUUUCAGUACCUGGACACCGAGACAGAGCGACGGCUUAGGGCCGAAGCUAUAGCCCGUGCUCGAGCAGCGAGCGUGAGGACAGCAGCAGCUGUUGCACAAGAGUUAGCAGCAGCUAACGCAGCAGCAAGGCAAGUGGCGGCAGCAGCAAUGGCUACCGCGGCAGCAACCAAUGGUGCCACUUCGUCUGCCACUCGGUUGGGAAUGCCCACUGGGUCCGCGGGUAGUUCCAGUGUCGCAGGUUCUAGUCACUCCACCAGUCAUAUGGCGGGCUCGCAGUUAAGCCCACUGACCCCGCGCCAGCGGGAGUUGAGGGAACUCCAGCAAGUUGAAAGGACUCGCACUAGGCUAGAGAGGGAACUGAAGGAAGUUGCUGAUAGACAAAAGGAGGUUAGAGAUAGGACAGUCAGAUUGGAAACGGUGGAGGCCGACAAAACUGCACUAGAGGCAAUGGAUGAGUCAACUAUGAACGACCAUGUAAGAGUGUUGAGGUCUAGCUUGCUGUCGUUGCAUACGCAUGUAGACAGUAGGAUGGACUUCAUGCAGGACACUUUGGAUCAGAUAUUGGCUCAGUUGCAGCAGCUUGGACCAAGGCUGCCUGCAGUUGCAAGAUCGCCGCUCCCUAUGUCGGCGAUGAUAGGCACUUACCCCCAUGCUGACACACAACCAAGCGGUUCGUCAGCAGCAGCGUCUCAGACUGUUGCUUCUACUUCUUCCGGUCUUGCGGUGGCAGCUACUCCACCACCGCAACAGCAACCUGUUCCACCACAGGGACAGCAGCAAGGCCCAUGGUACCCAAAGACCCCAAUGAAACCACCUGUCGCCUUCUCUGGUGAGAAGAAGGACGAGGAGCUCAACACAUGGUUGAGAACGGUUCCAAUGUGGGUAAGGGCAAAGAGGACUUUGCAGGAGGAGGAGGUGAUCACUGUUGCAUCUUACCUUGAGGGUAAGGCAGCCAAAUGGCUAGACGGGAUUAUAGCGAAAGCUGGGUUUGGGAGACACAUGGCAGAUUGGGCUAAGACCAUGACGUUAGAUGAGUUCAUAGACAUGGUAAAAGCUCGCUGGCAUAAUCCGCAGCAGGCACAGAUUGCCACUGACGCCAUAAUAAGACUAGACCAGCGACGGUACAAGUCCGUUAGGGAGCUUACGACUACCGUGGAGAAUCUCAUCGUAGUCCCAGGCAUUCACUAUGAUGACCAGGUCCUAUUGACCAUGUUCGUGAGAUGUCUCCCAGAGAAUCUCAGAACACAGUUGGCCAGAGAGGCACGCCUCGAGUAUCACACCUUCGAGUCCUUCUCUAGAAAGGCCCUAGACUUAGAGGCUACUCUAGGAAGUGCUCAACCUACUACUCCAGUAGACGGAAGGAAGAAGAAGAGUCCACAGGAGUGGAAGAAGAAGGGGAGUCGACUUAUGAUGGUUGAGACCGACGGGACUCAAACCGAGGUUGAGGACCUUUCUGCCCUGAUGGACACCACAAAGUAUGACGGCGAGGAAUCUGCUGAGGGUAGCACCCUUGCCGCGGUAGUAAAAGGUAAUGCAGGUGGCCGAGGGACGGGUCACCAAAAGAGUCAAGGGCAGACCGCCUCCAAUCAGUCCAAAGUUGCUGAUUGGGUCAAGGCUGGUUUAGAUCAAGAUGUGACGGGACCGAAGAGUGCGUGGUGCUUGCAUCAACUGUGUGUCAAUCUAGUACAACGAUUAUGGUGGCCCGGAAUGCUAGAAGAUGCAAAGAAGUAUGUUGAGACCUGUCAGGUCUGUUCACCGAACAAGCCGCGAACUCGAGCAACGCUUGGGUUGCUGAAGCCCUUACCUAUCCCCGCUGGUCCGGGACAGAGUGUUUCCAUGGACUUCAUGGACACCCUGGUGACCAGUAGGAAUGGCAAGAGGCACAUCUUUGUCAUCAUAGACAGAUUCACCAAGUACGCUAGACUAAUUGCCAUGCCAGAGACCGCAAGGACUGAACAUGUCAUCAAGUUGUUUAUGGACAACUGGGUGCGUGAUUUUGGACUGCCAAAGUCAAUAGUUAGUGACAGAGAUGUCCGCUUCACAAGUGAGCAAUUGGGCAGUCAACUUCAGAUGACUUUUGGGAACCAUCCCGAAGCCAACGGACACGCCGAGCAAAUGAACAGAGUUGUGCAACACCUGCUGAGGCAUUACAUCAAGCCCAACCAGGAUGACUGGGAUGAGAAGUUGCCUCCCAUCGCCAGCCUGUACAACAACGAUGUACACAGCAGUACCUGCAUUAGUCCUAAUCAGUUGCACCUGGGAUGGAAGCCUAGAUCAGCUCUGGACUUCCUCCUACCUGAAAACCGAUCCUCUGCAACUCCAGGCACACUUGAGUACGGUGUGCAGUAUGAGAAGUUGCUACAGCAAGUUGUCGAACAUAUCAAGAGAUCUCAGCAAGCAAUGAUUGCUUCUGAGAACAAACAUCGUCGGCAGUCCUCAUUUCAAGUAGGGAAACGAGUCUGGGUCAAGGCUAGUGAGCUAGGACAGGAAUUCGGAAUCUCUCGUAAACUAAUGCCUCAGUAUUUUGGUCCCUGGGAAGUCCUGGAUAUAGUNGUCUGGGUCAAGGCUAGUGAGCUAGGACAGGAAUUCGGAAUCUCUCGUAAACUAAUGCCUCAGUAUUUUGGUCCCUGGGAAGUCCUGGAUAUAGUUGGGGAUGAGAUGGAUGGACCUACCUAUGUUAUCCGCAUCCCUGGUCACUUGCGCACUCACCCUGUCUUUCAUGCCUCAAAGCUUGCACCUUUCGCUGAGACAGAUCAAUUCCCUUCAAGGAGAUCGAUGCUGCCCCCAACCAUGGAUGGCCAAGUGGACAUCGACGACAUUGUGGAUCACAGAGACCUGCCUGUUCCAAAGCCACUGGGUAGAGGAAGACCUCCCAAACCCAAGAGAGAAUAUCGCGUCAGAUUCGGGCAUCAUACGGAUCCAAAAGAAGAUCGGUGGUUCACCAGAGAGGAACUGAUUGAUACAGCUCCUCAAGUGGUGGCAGAAUAUGAGAGGAUGUUAAAAGGGAAGGCACCUGCGAAGUAAGCACCUCAGCGGACUUUCGAAGCUAAGGGGGAUGGAAUGUGAGGAUUGAGCCCUCAAAUG
Molecule: messenger RNA, 3333 nt
Organism: Chara braunii
Lineage: Eukaryota; Viridiplantae; Streptophyta; Charophyceae; Charales; Characeae
Source: the annotation of a GenBank genome assembly